CCCUUUUUUGUUGACUAACCAAUGAAGUGUACCGUAACAAAGAUGGAAGCAAUAUGGCAGACAACAUGAACUUGGUUGUGGAGGGGCUUGUAAAGUUUCGAGACGGCAAAAAAUGGAAACCUCGUUGGUGUGUACUGAAGAAACCGUCUCCGGUAGCUGAUCGCUUACAAGUUCAGUUAUACAAAGACAUAAAAGAUGCAACAAAAGGGAACCCUCCUAAGCAGGAAUUUUACGUGGAAGGAUUUUAUGGUUUGGAAACAGUUAAGUUUGACAAGGAACCAAACGUCCUUUGUGUGGUGUGCCAGAAACAAGUGACACUAUUUGCAUUUGAAAACAGAGAACAGGUCAUACAGUUUGAAAUCAAAAUCAGAAAAGCUUUAGGAGAAGAGGAUCAAUUUGUUGUUGACAUAAAGAAAGUUCCAAAUAACAGUAAACUCCAGCCAGAUCGUGUUAGACUUUUGAUACAUGGACAAAAGUUUUGUUUUACUGCAAGUAUUCCUCCUAAAGUUUUAUGUUCUUGGCAAAUAACUGAUCUGAGGAGAUUUGGAGGUGUUGAUGGCAAGUUUGUAUUUGAAGGUGGAUCCAGGUGUACUAAAGGUGCAGGAUUACAUUGUGUGUCCAGUAAGCAGGCAGAGGAAAUAGCUGAGAUAGUCACAUUAGCUAGCCAGGGUAAAACUGCAAGCUGUAGAAAGGCAAACAAGAGGAGAUCUCAGUGUUGUGAUUCUUUUGAUUCUGGAAGCCGAGCGUUUUCUGAUUCGUUUCACAAGGAUUUUCACAGUUCUUUCAAUGAUUCACAACAUAGAUUUAUGCAUGAUAACAGAUGGCCUAAGCGAACUUCAUUCUAUUCAGAUCAUAGUUUGCACUUACGAAGUAUUGAAAAUUUGGAGCGUGAAAGAUUAAUGUCUUUAUAUGAUGUCCCACCCAACAGAAUUCGUAAAGUAGAGGGAUUCAAAUGUACAAAAAAGCAUAGCUUUAGCAGCGUAGAAAACAAAAGCCUUGAAGAAGACAAUUCACCAAGUUCAUUCGGUUCUGGGAAUACUGUUAUAUCUCGUAAAGAGGAACCAGUGCAAAGCAAUUGCAUGCCAUUGGACAAAAAUAGUGAACAAAAUGUCUCAAGUCUUAGUAUAAUCAGCUGUAACUCAGCACUCAGUUUAGCGGAGAACUGUUUAGCAGAGAACUUUGAUGAAAAUCAAAUGUAUCUUGGAUGUAAUACCAAAGUUUCUGCUAGUGCACCUGCUCUAUGUGGAUAUGGUGCUUACAUUUCUGAUCCAAGGAGUAAUCUGACAGGGUCUGUGCCAAAUAGAAUUGAUGAAGAAAUUGACAAAAUGGCUGAUUAUACCAGACGACAGGAUGCAUGGGAUCGACUGCAGGGAGAAGAAGUUAACUUACAAAGGGAAUUAUCACUAUUGGAUGAAAUAUUGGAGGGUUGUAAGGUUGAGAGCAGAAAGAAACAACAGGAAAUCAAGAGAAGAGAAAGGAAUAGACCUCCUCCAUUACCUUGUCGUUCUACAAAACCAACAAAACGACCUACAAAUAUAAAUCUCAAUCCAAGAAAUGUUUUAGAAUACAAUGAUAGCUGUUUGAGUCCAAACCUAGCUAGUAAACUUAACAAAAUACCUCCUUGUUCAAAACUGUCAGCACCGCUACCAUAUGUGAACUUAGAAAAAUAUGAUAUCGGAGAUAUCGACAAAAGUCAUGUCUACGUUCCCGCUGGUAUACCUCCUAAAGAUAUCGGUAACUGGAGUGCUCCAUGUUUUAGAUCUGGAAGUUUUGAUAAUAUGAAUAACAAGUUAGCGAACAAGGAGAAUCGUAAUAGUAUUUCAAGGAGGAGUUCAAAUAGUAGUGACUGUCUUCAAAAUUUGCAUAAUACUGAAGAUUUUAAAAUGCCUUUGAGGGAAAAUAUUUAUGCCAAUGAAAUUCCAUUAGAAAAUAAAGAUAAUGUGCCACCUAAAUUACCACCAAAGGGACCAAAACUGAAAAGACAAAAUCCAGAAGAUAUUCCGCCACCACUGCCAACUAGACGUCGUAUAAGCGAUGCACAAUAUCAAAAUUCCUUAGAUUUUCCGCCAAAACAAGAACCUACGGAAUUAAUACGAGAAGAAAAUUACCUGAUGAUGGGUAACUUUGCAAAAGAACCAAAUGCAGGAAAGUUACAGGAAGAAUUGGAUUGUGAACUUAUGGUAAAAUUACCAACAAGGAAAUCAAAACCUAAGAGGGACCCACCUAAACCACCUCAGGAUAAUAACUCUGGGGAUCCUUCCAGUUGUUACAUUGACAUGGCUGGACAAUUUCUACCAGAACCAAAAAAGGAGCCUGCCUAUCAAAACUUAGAUACAAAACCCCCACUAUAUUUCAGAUCAAAUAGUACAUCUGCCAUUGCAGAUCGUAAAGUCUUCCCACCAAAUUUCAAUAAUUCAUUCAGUGGAACAACUGAAGUGAGUACAAAAGGACUUGUAAGGGAAGAAAACUAUUUACUGAUGUCAGCUUUUAAAACACCUCCGAAAUGUUCAUCGGAAAGUUCAAUUUCGAGUCAAAAUACAGAAGACAUGAGAAAUGAGUUAAUACUUGCAAAGGAAUCAUCAGAUUCUUUAAGCAGUAGUGAAAGUUCAGAGGCCAAAGGUCAAAAUACAGAACGAAAAUCUUCAAUUAUACCUUUUCCAAAUCUGAUCAAUUUUCAAAAGCAUAAUGUGAUAAAAUCAGCAAAAACACAAGAAAAACAAACUCCUCAAAGAACAUCAUCAGAAAAACUGCAUAGUGAAGGUGGCAAAAGUCCAGGUUUUCUUUCACGUCUCAUUAGAAGGAAUUCCGGCAAUAGGAAGAGCAUGUCUCAAAGUCAGGAAAACUUACUAGCGUCAAGUUCAAGUGAAAGUUGUUUGGAACGUGUUCACAAUACAAGAUCUCAAAAUAAAGAUGCAAUAUCUAUUUCAAGUGGUUCUUCUCCAAGCAAUAGCCGUAGGGCCAGUCAACAGGAUAUUUCUAUCAUUGAAAGACGGAGAUCGUCAAGUUUUCCAAAUCGCUCAAGUUUUUUAGACAUGUUACCUCAGGGUAGUAGUGAAGAGAAAAGGGCACAUCACGAAUCUCAGGAGUCGUUUGUAUCUACUGUUUCUAUGGACGACCAAAUGCAGUUGAUCGUUUCUGAAGAAAUGCCUUGUUCUUUGGAAGUAGACGGUUGUAGCAAUGGAUCUGAAAAAUCCAAGCAAUAUUACAUGGGACCAUGUCAAAAUAACGAAGAAGAGAAGAAGCGUCCUGAAAUCCGUAAAAAAGUUAGUGAUUUUCCCUCACCGAAAACUUCUUUGAAAUUUAAUAAAAAUAAUGUGAAUAAUGUUUAUACUGUUAGACACGUUAGAAGGACAACAUAUGAAUAUGAGAAACCCGAAAAUACUAGUAAAACAGAUGAUGAAAAAUUAAUCGAGUUAUUGACACGUGAUAAAAACAAAAUUGGCUCAGAUGAUUGCGAUUCUCUAAAAUUAUCUGUUGACUGUAAACAGGAACAAGACGGUAGUCCUGUAAAACUACAAAAACAGUCUCCUGCAGAGGAGGCAGCAGCCAUUGCUCGCUUAGUAACAUCACUACCACCUUUCAUACCUCCAAAAAUGAAAACUAAUCCAUGCUCUCUUUCACCUGUGCUAGAAAGUGCUCCAUAUACCCCAUCAUCCAGAAGUACUCUACCGAGUAAUCUUACAGAUACAUGGAGAUCCAGUCAAAGUUUUAAAUCCUUUCAUUCAGAGAGUAUGAGCAAUAGGCGUUUGCCAUCACAUUCUGAAAUUACUAGUGCAAUGCUGAAAAUUGUUGACAACAAUCAAGGAAAAGAUUUGUCUGUGUGGGUUAAAAAGUCCAGUGAUUCAGGUAAAACUGAAUCAGUAGAAGAACAAGAAGAGAAGUUUAAGGCAAUUGUAAUAGAAGUUGAUGAAACACAACAUGAGGACGAUACAAUGUCGCUGUCUUCGCAAGAGAGUAGUUUGGAUGAUGGAACCAGGAGCAGCCCUGCUUCAACCAUUCUGAGGCCCAGAUCAGGGAAGGAAUACAAAAUGAUAGAAAGAAUUUACACGGGUACAGAUAGCUUUACAACUAGUCCAGUACCAACACCAACUUCCCCCUCUGGAACCUCGGUAUUUACAUUUGACAAUUUUUCUGCCUCCCCUUCGACACAGAGCAUUUAUAGUCAUGAUAAGGAAUCUCUUGCUACUUCAAAAGGAUCUCGACAUGAUGAUAAUCCGCCAAAAGUGCCUGACCGAGUUAGUCCAUACAGGGCAUAUGUAAAUAUAACCCCACCUGCUUCACCUUUGAAAAAUAGCAUCACCACAUUGCAAUCGGAAAGUGAAAGGCAAUUGAUCUAUGCAGAAAUUGACUUGACUCUACCAACAAAAACAAGUCGUAAAACCAGAAAGCCAUCAAUGAAAUCUCAGAGAUCUUUAGGAAACAAUGUUGAAUAUGCUUUAAUUGAUAUGGAAGCAACACAAGCAAUACAGAGUGCUGGACGUGAACAUGCCCGAACACGAGAGGAUAGUUCUAGUCUCAGGAGGGUUGAUCGGAAGGCUUCAUUGUCGAGCUUUAGAGAUCGAAAGGCCUCUGCUAGUUCUCCAUCUCCGACAUUCAGAGAGAGAAAAUACAGCUCAUCAUCGUCAGAUUCAGGUCAUGGGGAAUAAUACUGUUACAACAAUAGUUGUUUUGUUUUGUGUGCUAUUUAAAACCACUAUGAUCGAUCUGCUGAUAUCCAUAUAUAUAUAAAUCAGUGCUUCCAUUGUCUUGUCCAAUGUUUUUGAAAUCAUCAUUGUUCAUAUUGUUAUUAAGUUUUUCUAGUCUUAUAUCCUAUGAAAUGUCUUUGGGACCAAAUUGGACCAAUUUGGAGUUUACUGUCAUUAAUUUAUAUUAUGUUUUAUAUCUAGGCCAAGGUUGAAUAUACUUAUGGUUCUUAUUAUAUCUCCUUUAACAUAUCAUUUUAAAAAUGAUAAAAAAGAUAACUGUAGAUGUUUUUUAAAGGGUCCAAGUAUAGAAAAGUUUAUUUUUUCCUCUUACAAAUAAGAAGGUAUUUAAAAUUUCAUUUACACCCACCUUAUGCUUUUUCACAGAAUGUUUAAUAUUUUACAACUUGGCCAUAUAAGAAUGCAGGGAGAAAUUUAAAGUUUCUGUUGAGUUAUAAUUUUUUUUAACUUAUUUUUCAUAGAGAGAGUGUUAUGCUUCUUAAACAAAGUAUCAUUUUGAAAAAAACGAUAAUGAUGUAUUUGCAUAGUUUGCUAAUCAAAAUUGUAUGUUAAGGAUUGAAAUACCUUACACAUAAGGGAUACAAUUAAAAUACUGUUUGAUCUCUGAAGUAAAUCAAUAGGACAGUUAUGGAGCGGGGAGGGAAAUGCAUUAAUCUGAUUGAAAUACAUAUCUGUGUCCUCACUUUGCUUACAAAUAUCAGACAAACAUUUUAAUCCUUGGAUCCUCAGAUUUUGUCAUAAUAAUAAUCAAUAAUCUAUGCUCAAAAUUUAGGAGACAUAAAUUUCAUUGUUUGAAACAUUUGAGAAAAUAAGCUAAAAGGAGUUUUGUUAAACCCCUGUGAGCAAAUCAUGGCCAUAAUAUCUAUUUAAACAGGUUUUAAGAUGUAUGGUAUAACGAUAGAUAGAAAAUCCCAUCUUGUCAAAUCCCAUUUAAACAUGUUUUAAGAUGUAAGGAAUAUAACGAUAGAUAGAAAAUCCCAUCUUGUCAAAUCCCAUAGGUUUACACCUCUUUGUUUAUACAUAAUGUAAAACUGUUAUAUUAAAUACGUUUCUGUACAACGAAAUAUGAUUAUGCAUGGUGUGUAGUGAUAUAUAAGCUACAUAGCAUUUAACUGGUGCUUAGGUCACUCAAAAAUAUUUCUAGUAUGCACAAAAGAAAGGGCAUUUGCCUAUUUUUUUCAAUUAAUGUGUUUUGUAUGGACAAAUUUUUUAUCCAGAAAUUUACAUGAUAUUUGCAUAUUACUUUAAAUCUUGUUCAGCUACAUGUACUAGAUUGUAAUAUUUUCAAUUUUUUUUUGAAAUUUUUUACCUUAGCUUAAUGAAAACAAUUAUGGAAAAAGAACUAGGAAUCAUAUUUGUGUGGCCUAAAAAUAUAGUAUAGGUUGUUUUAUGUUAUCAAAUAUCUGAAUAUUUUGAAAUUUUAUAUAUAUAUAUUUUAAUGGUUUUUAUAUUCAUACUACAAAUGUUUUUCAGUAGGAAAAAAUAGUACCAGGGAACAAUAAAUUUAAACCAGUGUUAUAUUAGAAACCUGUGGUUGUGUUUUAUAUUUUCAAAUACAUGCUCAUUAAUUUAUUUUUGUAAUCAGAAAACCGCAUUUCAAAUUGUGCUUUAAAAACUUGUUUAUGAUGUAGAAUUUCUUGCAGGAAGAAUUGAUAUUUGGAUUAUUUAUAAGCAGAGACUUUAGACUUAAGUUUGAU
This is a messenger RNA of Mytilus trossulus (common blue mussel), 6400 nucleotides long. RefSeq lists its product as uncharacterized. Bases 54 to 4646 code for a protein of 1530 amino acids. Gene Ontology annotation, biological process: neuromuscular junction development; positive regulation of protein tyrosine kinase activity. The record is from RefSeq and is a predicted model, not a curated record. NCBI's taxonomy places the organism in Eukaryota, Metazoa, Mollusca, Bivalvia, Mytilida, Mytilidae. Gene Ontology annotation, molecular function: protein kinase binding. The transcript has 8 exons.